GCCAGAUGUGCGGGAGGGUGAGAGGAUUCGCCAGAGACAGAGUGGGGAGCAGAACAGGCAGACAAUAGAAAUACACUGCUGAGGGGAGCAGCAGGUACGACAGGAGAGGUCUGCUGCGCCAUGUGGGUUUCUCCCUGGCCAGCCCAGAAUCGAACCCAUGCUGCAGAGGCUGCGGACAGCUUCAUAGCGUGGUGCUCAACCCGCUGUGCCACUGGGGAGGCCCCUCUGCCAAUUUUUCAUGUUCAUAGAAGACUGAAGAAACCUGGAUAGUUGAACUCCUAGAUGGACCUAGGGAAAAAAAAAACAACCUAAUAACUAUGAUUCAUUUCAAUUGGGUGUUUGUCCCAUCAUACCUUUCUCUAGGAAUCUAGUAGGGCCAAGGAUGGUUUGGAACGUCUGCAAGUGUGAUUUCUCCACAGAUGGGAAGAGAAGAGACUAGAACACAGUAGAAAAACCAUGGGAGGGGGAAGAAAGAGGUAGAGGCUAUAGGGAGACCCUUGGGGCAGAAGAAACAGCCUUUAGAAGGUUGAGUUUGCUGUACUCUUUGAAGCUAGCAACCAUAAAGCUGUCUGUGAGAACCCACAGAUAGUCAAGGGCUAGGACACUAAUAUUCUUGUAAUUUCUGGACAUCCAGCACCAGCUGCACUAUGGUCCUUUCAGGGGAAGUCUGAGAAGGAUUAGGGAGCUUCUGCGUCCCUCCCCUUAGCCCCCUCAGCAUCCUCAGGGAUAGAGGCUCACUCUCUUAUACUAAUGAGUUAGGUGGGACAACCACAUGCAGAAGAAAAGGACAAGGAGCAGGCCAAGAAACGGAAAAUGCAAAAAUGAAGAGGGAAAGGGGUUAAGAGGCAGACAGGGAAGGACACGUGAAAUAGAGGUGGAGGAAGCUGUCCCUGGAAGAGAGGCAGAUAAGUCCGUGAAAGUGUUAAAAGGAUGUAGUCAGUCAACAAACGUUUGCUGUGCACCUACUAUACAUUCAGCAAUGUGCUGGGAAUGGGAGGUGCAGAGGUAGGCAAGACAAACAUGGAACUUUUAGGUAAAAUGUGAAGAAUGGGUAGCUUUGAAAAUUAGGAAUGGGGAGGACACGACAACUUAGAGCAAGAGGCUGAAAGCACUUGGAAACAAGAGAAAUAAUACCGAGAGCAAACCUGCCCCCAGAUGCACCAGGGGAGGAGAUCUUGUCUCCCCUGAUUGAUGUUGAGACACAGCUGGAACCACCUGUCGGCUCUGACUCCAGGAAAGGAGGCAGAUCCACAGACCAGCAUGGCUGCCACUGCCGCUGUCAGUCCCAGUGACUACUUGCAGCCCGCUGCCUCCACCACCCAGGACUCCCAGCCAUCUCCCUUAGCCCUGCUUGCCGCAACAUGUAGCAAAAUUGGCCCUCCAGCUGUUGAAGCUGCUGUGACGCCUCCUGCUCCCCCACAGCCCACACCACGGAAACUGGUCCCCAUCAAACCAGCCCCUCUUCCUCUCAGUCCCGGCAAGAAUAGCUUUGGAAUCUUGUCCUCCAAAGGAAACAUACUUCAGAUUCAGGGGUCACAAUUGAGCACGUCCUAUCCUGGGGGGCAGCUGGUAUUUGCCAUCCAGAAUCCCACCAUGAUCAACAAAGGGACCCGAUCAAAUGCCAACAUCCAGUACCAAGCAGUUCCUCAGAUUCAGGCGAGUGGUUCCCAAACCAUCCAGGUACAGCCCAAUCUCACCAAUCAGAUCCAGAUCAUCCCCGGCACCAACCAGGCCAUCAUCACCCCCUCACCAUCCAGUCACAAGCCUGUCCCCAUCAAGCCAGCCCCCGUGCAGAAGUCAAGUACUACCACCACCCCCGUGCAGAGCGGGGCCAACGUGGUGAAGCUGACAGGUGGGGGAGGCAACGUGACACUCACUCUGCCUGUCAACAACCUCAUGAACACCAGCGACACCGGGGCCCCCACUCAGCUCCUCACGGAGAGCCCCCCUACCCCACUGUCUAAGACUAACAAGAAAGCCAGGAAGAAGAGUCUUCCUGCCUCCCAGCCCCCGGUGGCCGUGGCUGAGCAGGUGGAGACAGUGCUGAUUGAGACCACCGCAGACAACAUCAUCCAGGCAGGGAACAACCUGCUCAUCGUUCAGAGCCCCGGCGGGGGCCAGCCGGCUGUGGUCCAGCAGGUCCAGGUGGUGCCUCCCAAGGCUGAACAGCAGCAGGUGGUACAGAUCCCUCAGCAGGCCCUGCGGGUGGUGCAGGCCGCAUCUGCCACCCUCCCCACGGUUCCCCAGAAGCCCUCCCAGAACUUUCAGAUCCAGACGGCUGAGCCAACGCCUACUCAGGUCUAUAUCCGUACGCCUUCCGGUGAGGUGCAGACAGUCCUUGUUCAGGACAAUUCUCCAGGAACAGCUGUAACCACCUCUACCACCACUUGUAGCAACCCCGCGUCCCGUGCUCCCCAUCUGAGCGGGACCGGCAAAAAGCACUCUGCUGCGAUUCUCCGGAAAGAGCGUCCCCUGCCAAAGAUUGCCCCCGCUGGGAGCAUCAUCAGCCUGAACGCAGCCCAGCUGGCAGCAGCGGCGCAGGCCAUGCAGACUAUCAACAUCAACGGCGUCCAGGUUCAGGGUGUACCAGUCACCAUCACCAACACCGGAGGCCAGCAGCAGCUGACGGUGCAGAAUGUUUCUGGGAACAACCUAACCAUCAGUGGGCUCAGCCCCACCCAGAUCCAGCUGCAGAUGGAGCAGGCCCUGGCUGGAGAGGCCCAGCCUGGGGAGAAGCGGCGCCGCAUGGCCUGCACUUGUCCCAACUGCAAGGAUGGGGACAAAAGGUCUGGAGAGCAGGGGAAGAAGAAGCACGUGUGCCAUAUCCCUGACUGUGGCAAGACUUUCCGGAAGACAUCCCUGCUGCGGGCCCACGUGCGCCUACACACCGGCGAGCGGCCCUUUGUCUGCAACUGGUUCUUCUGUGGGAAGAGAUUCACGCGGAGCGACGAACUCCAGAGGCACGCACGCACCCACACAGGGGACAAGCGCUUCGAGUGUGCCCAGUGUCAGAAGCGCUUUAUGAGGAGUGACCACCUCACCAAGCAUUACAAGACUCACUUGGUCACGAAGAACUUGUAAGGCCAACUGAGGCGGGAGGCCAGAAGUUACACUCUCCUGUCCAUGUCCUGCCUGGGCCCCUGGCUGAAAGGAGGCCUACAUCCGCCGGGGGCCCUUCCUCAGCCCCUCCUUCCUCUUCUGCAACUAUCCCCAUGGGAAGGGGCUCUGCUGCCCCUCACUUGCCCCCUUCUGGCUCCACCCUGGCCCUUCCCUCUCACCAUGCGCUCCCGGCCUGCCCAGACCAUGGACACUGGCCGUGCCCAAUGAGACGUUCUAAAUCAGGACGAGUGGGAACCCUUAUUUCCAAAGGAAAAACAUGAAUUUCACUCCGUCGAGGAGCAAAGUGAGCCCCCCUCCCUCCCCAACACUGCCGGAGUUGCAUUGUGCCAUGCCCCUCUCUUCCUGCACCUUCCUGGCCCUCCAGCCACCCCGGACGCCCCCAGGCCCUGCACCCAGGGCACCACUGGCAUCCACCUCCAGAGAGGCUCAAGAGGCUGCCUCCACUCCACAUGCCUGGCCCUGCCACAGCUCUCCUCCAGCACAUUCCAACUUUCUAUUUAAAAAGUCAAGCUCCCCACAGAUUCCCCGAAUCUUCUCUUUUUCUAUGGAGAACGUUGCCUUAUACUCAACUACAGAUGAUGAACACUGUGUAUUGUGUGUGCUUUAAAGUUUUAUUUAAUUGCCCCCUUCUUCCUGUCCUUGUUACUCACUUCCCCCAUGCCUGCUUUCAGUUUAGGGUUUUGGGGGGCAAUGAUGAGCAUAUGAAUUCUUUUCUCUUUUUCUAAAUGACACAGCAUUUCAACUCAAAUCUGGAUUCAGAUUAAAACACCUUCACAUCCUGAACCUCUCCCCCUCAUCUCACUCCCCACCAGCCCCAACUCGACUUGUGUACAGUGUAUAUUGUAUAAUAGACAAUUGUGUCUACUACAUGUUUAAAAAAACAUAUUGCUUGUUAUUUUUGAGGCUUUUAAAUUAAACAAAAAUCCAACUUUAUUUUUAGUUGUAACUGCUUGAGGUAUGUUUUAUGAAUGAAGUGACAGAUUUGUUAUCCUUUAUUAACAAUGUACUUUGUUGGUCAGCACUGGGCUGACAAAAAUUUUUUCUUGCUAAUAAAUUUAGUUGCCUGAGGCAAAAUCU
Talpa occidentalis (Iberian mole) is the source of this 4197-nucleotide messenger RNA. It is a transcript of the gene SP2, whose product is annotated as Sp2 transcription factor. Gene Ontology annotation, biological process: regulation of transcription by RNA polymerase II. Bases 1192 to 3081 code for a protein of 629 amino acids. NCBI's taxonomy places the organism in Eukaryota, Metazoa, Chordata, Mammalia, Eulipotyphla, Talpidae. Gene Ontology annotation, molecular function: RNA polymerase II cis-regulatory region sequence-specific DNA binding; DNA-binding transcription factor activity, RNA polymerase II-specific. The record is from RefSeq and is a predicted model, not a curated record. The transcript has 7 exons.